GACGCAUGAGCUGGAGAUUCCAGCCAUCACCACCAUGUUCAACGUCACCGACCUGCUGCCGUUCACCGCCUACAGCUUCCGAGUGUUCUCCGUCAACAGGGUGGGCAGGAGCGAGCCCAGCGAGCCCUCAUACCCCAUGGUCACGCACCGAGAACAUCCCAGUGGCAAGCCCACGGUCAUCCAGACCCUGAGCCCGGGGCCCGACGCCAUAGAGGUGGUCUGGAGGCCGCCCGAUGCCUCCACCAUGAACGGCGAGUUCAUCGGUCACGUGAUCUCGUACCGACCACGUGACCCCGACUGCCGAAUGGAGCAAGAUCGACCUGUCGGGCAACGCUAA
Messenger RNA from Pollicipes pollicipes, 337 nucleotides. Its product is annotated as neuronal cell adhesion molecule-like. NCBI's taxonomy places the organism in Eukaryota, Metazoa, Arthropoda, Thecostraca, Pollicipedomorpha, Pollicipedidae. The transcript has 2 exons. Gene Ontology annotation, molecular function: protein binding. Bases 35 to 337 code for a protein of 100 amino acids. The record is from RefSeq and is a predicted model, not a curated record.